This is a messenger RNA of Exaiptasia diaphana, 876 nucleotides long. RefSeq lists its product as uncharacterized. NCBI's taxonomy places the organism in Eukaryota, Metazoa, Cnidaria, Anthozoa, Actiniaria, Aiptasiidae. The transcript is spliced from 6 exons. Gene Ontology annotation, molecular function: nucleic acid binding. The record is from RefSeq and is a predicted model, not a curated record.
AUGACGAAAAGUUAUCYGAAGGAACUACGCUGGAGGGUUGUUUUUAUGCUUCGAGAAGGUAGAACAACGUCCGAAAUUGCACAGACGCUGCAUGUUGGUAAAACGUUUGUCAAAAAGAUCAAACGCUUAUUCGAUACAACUAAUUGUGUUGAUGACCGACCAAGGUCAGGCAAGUUGAGAAGCUUKAGAGGUCUACGAAGACGAAAUUCAAGAUUGCUAUUGCUUGCUAUUCAUAGGUGCAUAAAAAAAAUGGGCUGGACGAGAAAAAAGCUUAGUCUUAUUGCAUACCAGAGAAAUGAAAGAUUACGUGCUGAGUUCCAUAGGAGAAUAUYACAGUUUGAACCACACCAAUUACUUUUUAUAGAUGAAUCGUCAAAAGAUGAAAGGACAUUCCAGAGGCGCUAUGCUCGUGGUCUGAAAGGUAGAAGAAUUUCUGUGAAAGGACAUUUCACCAGAGGAACAAGAUAUAGUGUUAUUAGUGCCCUCAGUAUCCAAGGUGUUGUAGGAUCCCAUACUAUUUUGGGGGCUUUCAAUCAGGAGCAAUUUGAAUUUGCAGUUACAAACUUUAUAUUGCCAUUUGUUGGAUCAUGUGCUAGGAGGGAAUCCUGUUCUGUUGUUAUAUUGGAUAAUUGUACUAUCCACAACUCUAAUGAAGUAUUUCAAGCCAUUAGAAGAAGAGGUGGUAUUGUAAUGUUUUUGCCACCUUAUUCCCCUGAUAUGAAUCCAAUAUAAGAAGCAUUUGGUUCUUCAAAGGUUUGGCUACAAAGACACCCAGAUGUAUGUACUAAAUAUCCAAAGUGGUGCUUUGAAAUUUCAUUGGAGAAGAUAACUGAUGAACAAAGUGCAGGCUUUUUUAUGGACAGUGGUUACUUUUAA